AUGUGUCCUAAAAAGCUGAAUUAUGCAGGCGGUGACAAUCUACCGCUCUACGCAACUCCUGAGGAAGCAAUGCGAGAAAGUAAAAAGAGAGAAGAGGAAGAAAGACGGCGAAGACAAAUAAAGUACGAUAUGAAUGGAGGACGGGCAGGUGCAUAUCCUCAGUCGAUAAACUCAAGAGUUCAUUCGGCACCUACAAGCUCCUUAAAUAACAACGUACCACGAGUGCAAUCUCAGGGCAUGCCACAACAAUAUCCAAUGGGCGCGCUGCCGCAACAACAUUACAUUCAGCCACAGCCUGCUCAUCAGGGAUUGCCAAUUAACCAAUAUGUUUCUUCUAACGGUUCAAGGGCAUCUUCUAAUGGAUAUGCGCCUGUCGUUCCUCAGCAGCCCAGUAAAUCGAGAAGGGUACCUCCGCCAAGGGCUCCUCAAUGGGCUAUGCCAUCUCCAGUUUUGGCUCAAAACUCUUCAUCUCCCUCCGGGCAAGGUGUGCCUCGUAAUUCAAUGGGAAGUAUUGAGAGCAACCCACAACAAGACGCCCACGACGUACAGAUAGCAACGCAGCUAUUUCACAAUCACGAUAUUCGUAACAAUGGUAGACUGACGGCAGAAGAACUACAGAAUCUUUUGCAGAACGACGACAAUACCCACUUUUGUAUCUCAUCGGUAGAUGCGCUGAUAAAUUUAUUUGGUGCCUCUCGGUUCGGCACGGUAAAUCUAAAUGAAUUCAUCUCUCUUUACAAGAGGGUAAAAAAAUGGCGUAAAGUUUAUGUGGAUAAUGAUAUAAAUCGAAGUUUCACCAUAUCUGUGAGCGAGUUCCACAAUUGUUUACAGGAACUUGGCUACUUGGUUCCUUUUAACGUAAGUGAAAAGCUGUUCGAUCAAUAUUCAGAGUUCAUCGAUCCUAAUAAGAAUGGAAAAGAGUUAAAGUUUGACAAGUUUGUGGAAACGCUCGUAUGGUUGAUGAGACUCACAAAGGUUUUCAGAAAGUACGAUGAUAACCAGGAAGGUGUCGCUACUAUUCAUUACAAAGACUUUAUUGAUGUAGCACUAUAUCUCGGUCGGUUUUUGCCCCAUUGA
This is a messenger RNA of Lachancea fermentati, 1077 nucleotides long. The record is from the annotation of a GenBank genome assembly. Lineage: Eukaryota; Fungi; Ascomycota; Saccharomycetes; Saccharomycetales; Saccharomycetaceae.